UUCUAAUGUCACUUCAAAGCGUCUGGAAAUACGAGCUCCGGACUGAUAAAAAUUUAAAUUGUUUACAAAGACGAAAGCUCGUAGGAAUAUGGCGGAUCGGUCCAAUAACAACAAUAACCAUAACAACCACAACUACAACAACAACAACAACAACGGCAAUCAUAAUCAUGAAUAUCGCAAUUUCAAUAAUCGCAAUCGUAACUUUCGCACUCGGAAUCGUGAAGUGCCCACUGAACCGCCUUACAUUGCAUUUGUGGGCAAUCUGCCCAAGGGUUUAGUACAAGGCGAUGUGAUGAAGAUAUUCAAUGACUUUGAUGUGAAGAAUGUGCGAUUGAUCAAGGAUCGUGAGACGGAUGAGUUCAAGGGCUACGGCUAUGUGGAGUUCGAGACACUGGAUCAACUGAAGCGUGCUCUGUCCCGCAACGGACGCAUUAAGCUCGACAAUUUGUCGGCGCCGUUGCGCAUCGACAUCGCCGACAAUCGGCGGCAACACAGCGCUGGCGGAGGCAACAAUAAUGGCGGCGGUGGUGCUGCAUCUAGCAGCGGUGGCAACAAUAACAACAAUGAUAAUCAGCGACGCAACUAUCGGCAUCGUGAUAACAGUGUUGGCGCUCAGAGUUAUCAUGGACAAUUCUCACGCAAGCAACACAGUCCUAACAACAACAACAACUCGAACUAUCACAUGGAUCGUAAUUCAGGUCAGGGCAGUCCUCGCCAAGGUGGCAACUAUAAUCGAGGUGGAGGACGUGGUGGGGGUUUUAGACGUGGUCGCAUGCAGCAAAAUAAUGAGGGCUAUCACGGCAACGAUGGCAGCAACAGCAGCGACUUUGGAUCACUGGGCGGCAGCCAGGACACCUCUAGCUUGGGCAGUCCUCGGCAAGGAGUCGAGUCUCACAUAUCGUCCACUAGCUUCCAAAGUAGUCGCAGUUAUCCGCACUACAACAACAACAACAACCAUCGCUACAACAAUCGCAACAAUGGCAACAACUAUGGACGCGGUGGCUCUCAGCGUCAGCGUAGCAUAAGCAGCGACAGUGCUCGCUAUGCCAACUUUGGUCAGAAUCGCACUCGCGAUCGUCGUGGCCACUACAAUCCCAACGAACGCAACUCACAACAACAAUCGGGUGGAAACAAUCAAUCACUCUCUUCCUACUUGGAUGACAACGAUCGUCCGAAGAUUAUACUCAAUCCACGCACAGUUACCGAGCCCAUUAAUGCCUUGGCCAAUACCAAACAGGCAGCCAGCAUUUUUGGCAAUGCCAAGCCACGUGAGGAUCAGUUUGCCACAUCAGUCACUGCUCAGGACACUUCGCAGGAUACUUCUGCUGGCGGCAGUCAGCACUCAGCGGAUCAAGAUCCAACCUCCACAUAGAAAUUAAAAUCACCUAUGUACAUAAGUUUCUAGCUUAAAAUGCGAAUAUUACUUAAUCACCUUUCAAACAUGAACAAGAACAAAAGCUACUGGAAACUACACCAAACAACUCAGGACAUAAAUGGAACCCAAACUCGUAUCUGUAAAGUAUAUGUUAUUUAUGUACAUACGUAUAUUCUGACACUCUAAGCACACUGACCACAACUUUUUCAAUUGAGGAUUUCGAUAAGGAAAUAAUUUGUUGAAUAAAAUCUAUAUGUAAUU
Molecule: messenger RNA, 1636 nt
Organism: Drosophila albomicans
Lineage: Eukaryota; Metazoa; Arthropoda; Insecta; Diptera; Drosophilidae
Gene: eIF4H2
Product: probable serine/threonine-protein kinase clkA
Exons: 2
Coding region: 89-1372 (427 amino acids)
Molecular function (GO): RNA binding
Source: RefSeq, a predicted model, not a curated record